GAGGAACAAAAUAUGCAAUGAAAAGAAAAUGGAAAGAUACGAUGAACAUAUAAUGGGAGAAGUGCAAUGGAGAAUCGAAAAUUAAAAUAUGAAAAAUGAAAAGUAGGAAGAUGCAUUGAGCAUAAAUGGGAGAAGCGUAAAUUGUAAAAGGAUAAGCUAUUAGAGAAAUCUAAUACAAAUCGCACCUGCACCACAACACAACAGUUUCCGGCCUCAGGUGACUCCCUCACGGCACGAGACAGGUUCAUCGCACAGUAACGUGAUGACGCUUCCCCGCCGCCCCAUCCUCACUGCCAGGGGCGUGAAGGGGAGGACGGGGACGCGGCUCUUGGCCUUCAGUGGUGGGCGGCGUCUCUCGGCCUGAGGCUCACCUGACGUCACCAUGGCGGCGGCACAUCCCAGUAUAUAAGGCGACGCGUCCCCCUCAGUCUUUAGAUCUCAUCACCCACAUUCGCCAUGGCUCUCAAGGUUGUCCUGCUGUCAGCCCUCGCGGCCGUCACCCUUGCCCGCCCCGACAUCCCUCCACCCUCUUAUGGCGCUCCCGCUCCCUCCUACCACGCUCCGGCACCCUCCUACCACGCUCCUGCCCCUGAGGCGCCGCCCAAGUACGACUACAACUACGCCGUCAAGGACGAGUACUCUGGCAACGACUUCGGUGCUCAGGAGGCGCGCGACGGCUACGACACCCAGGGAUCUUACUACGUGCAGCUGCCCGACAGCCGCCUGCAGAAGGUCACCUACACCGUCAACGGCGACUCUGGCUUCGUGGCCGAGGUGACCUACGAGGGCGAGGCCCAGUACCCCCAGGAGAGCUACGCCCCCGCCCCGAAGCCCUCCUACGUCCCCGCCCCAGCAUACCAGUGAUGCCCCUCGCCUUGCCUGACACUCCUGCUCUGCCAUGAUUAUUUAUUAAACUGAACACCAUCUUAA
This is a messenger RNA of Scylla paramamosain (green mud crab), 930 nucleotides long. RefSeq names its product cuticle protein 7-like. The transcript has 3 exons. Bases 457 to 864 code for a protein of 135 amino acids. The record is from RefSeq and is a predicted model, not a curated record. NCBI's taxonomy places the organism in Eukaryota, Metazoa, Arthropoda, Malacostraca, Decapoda, Portunidae. Gene Ontology annotation, cellular component: extracellular matrix.